Molecule: messenger RNA, 1893 nt
Organism: Alternaria rosae
Lineage: Eukaryota; Fungi; Ascomycota; Dothideomycetes; Pleosporales; Pleosporaceae
Exons: 3
Coding region: 1-1893 (630 amino acids)
Source: RefSeq, a predicted model, not a curated record
AUGGUGCUCACCUCUUCCUCCCUAUACGAAGCACAGCGUCGAUUGAAGUGGUACAAGCAACAUAAAAUCCGGACCAUCACGCCGAACCUAUCCGAGUCAUAUCGAAAAUAUCUCGAAGAAGAAGGAGCUUUUUCGUCCCUUCCCAGAACAACGACAGACGCACUCUUGCCCUUAUACAUUUCCACGCUAAAUGACCUCACUCCCAUCACGGAUGGCGCCGCCGUCUUCCGCGACCACAGUAACGGACAAGCAUCCAUAUACUUGGUCAGGGCAAUAUGUCUUGUCGUCUGCAAAACGAGACACGCUGCUCCUUUCUUACGAUUGACUGAUUCAGGUCCUCUCUUGGAGCCCCUAGAGUUUGCAUCAAAACUUCUGGCUGGACUUGAUGCUGCCAUCAAAGCAGACCUGGAACCUAAUCGCAUCAUCAAGAUCCAGAUCUUAGCACUGAUGCACCUGCACAAUGAUGGACUAGCCGGUGUGGAUCGCGCAUCCAGUUACCUGUCGCAGGCCAUCUGUGAAGCGUGGUCAAUGUGCAUACACCUAAAGAUACCUGGCAACCCCGACAACGACGAAUGCAGAUACCUGUGGUGGUCACUCCGGAACUUUGACCGCCUGGGUAAACCCAUCAUGGCAGCAGCGCCCUUCUUCAUCGACGAUGCGGAUAUUGGUGUUGAGCGCAUAGAACCGAAGAAAGACGACUAUCGUUCUCAGAUCAUGGCUGUUGCCCUCGCUCUUGGGGACCUCAUGACCACUGCGACAAGAGCUUAUAAAGCUGGCGCUACAACAGCGGUCGAUAGUUGCUGGACGUUCCCUUCGCUGUCAGAGAUUACGGAUGGGAGCAAUUUCGAUCAGUUUCACAUGUCGCAUCGAGUAUACCUGGAGACAUGGUAUCAUGUUGCCGCCAUGCUAUCCUGCCGCUAUAGCGGACCAGGCACCGAACAAUACACUCGACGUCUUGCGUCCGCGGACAGGGUGCUCGAAAUUGUGUCUCACGAAGGAUGCGAAGGCCUUCCCCCGCUUCCGCUAGUACCCUAUGCCAUGUCCAUGUCGACAACGGUCAUCUACCGCGCUUUACACGAUCGCGUGAGAGAUAUUGACAAAGCACGAAAAGACCUCCAACAAUGCUGCGACGCCCUCGAUAGCCUGAGUGAACGAUGGACCAGCGUUAGAGGCGUGUCCAAGCUUGCAAAGCGGCUUUGUAGCCUAAUGAGCGACGAUACACACGACAGCUUGCGAGACGUGCAUCGAGGCGGUACUACCACUUCCAAUAGCACUAUCUCAACUCUGGCCAUACCUGCCAACACUGGUGCUGUUACAGAUCAAGAAGGGAUCCUGUACAGCGACGAGGCCUUUCAAAAACAUCUUACCGAGAUCUGGCCAAGCUUCGAUGCGUCCUACUCUCAGUUGGAUUGGGCGUUCCAAGACUACUACGGCUUGGACAUGGAAUUCCCCAGCCCGUUUGACGAUCUGCCGUCCAGAAGGAGGACGAAUAUGCCAAUUAGCGCCAGAGCUGCGACCCCUCCUACUACCACGCCAGCGAUCAGACCUGUCGAGGGACCGGAAUUUGAAUCUGAGGAUGAUGCUACUGCAGCAGCAGCACUCGACGACGUUGGUUCUUCCGAUGCGGUGCUCGAAGCUGCGCCCGCAGUUGACGAUGCCUCUGUUGUUGUCGGUUCAGCACUCCUUGCUGUACUGCUUGCCUCCUCUGUUGCACUCGUUGCCGUGAUCUCAGCCGCGAUGCUCGUAGGAUUCGCAGGUGUCGGUAACGCAUUCACCACACUACCCGCUACGCUCUCGAUGACAGCCGUAGGCACCGUAACGCCAUUGCUCGACAGCACCGAUGAGACAUCGCCAACGAUGCUGGAUAACAGAUCGCCAAUCUGUCUCCGUUGA